Molecule: messenger RNA, 4823 nt
Organism: Numida meleagris (helmeted guineafowl)
Lineage: Eukaryota; Metazoa; Chordata; Aves; Galliformes; Numididae
Gene: CDC50A
Product: transmembrane protein 30A
Exons: 7
Coding region: 43-1167 (374 amino acids)
Biological process (GO): phospholipid translocation
Cellular component (GO): plasma membrane; endoplasmic reticulum; Golgi apparatus
Source: RefSeq, a predicted model, not a curated record
GGUCCGCGGGCGGGGCUGCCGGCGGUGUCGGCGGGCGGCGCCAUGGCGGUCAACUACAGCGCCAAGGAGGAGGCGGACGGACACCCCGCGGGCGGCGGGCCGGGCGGCGGGGCCGCGGCGGGCGGCGGCGGCGGAGCGGUGAAGACCCGCAAGCCGGACAACACGGCGUUCAAGCAGCAGCGCCUGCCCGCCUGGCAGCCCAUCCUGACGGCGGGCACGGUGCUGCCGGCCUUCUUCAUUAUCGGCCUCAUCUUCAUCCCCAUCGGCAUCGGCAUCUUCGUCACCUCCAACAACAUCCGCGAGUACGAGAUUGAUUAUACGGGAACAGAGCCUUCCAGUCCCUGCAACAAAUGUUUAAAUGUGUCCUGGGAUAGCACACCGCCUUGUACUUGCACAAUCAAUUUCACACUGGAACAUUCGUUUGAGAGCAAUGUAUUCAUGUAUUACGGACUUUCCAACUUCUAUCAAAACCAUCGGCGCUAUGUGAAAUCCCGAGAUGACAGCCAACUAAAUGGAGACAACAGCUCAUUGCUUAAUCCAAGUAAGGAAUGUGAGCCUUACCGCACAAACGAGGAUAAACCCAUUGCUCCCUGUGGGGCUAUUGCCAACAGUAUGUUUAAUGAUACACUGGAAUUAUACCACAUUGAAAACGACACAAGGACUGCUAUUACUUUGAUUAAAAAAGGCAUUGCCUGGUGGACAGAUAAAAAUGUGAAGUUCAGGAACCCUACAGGAGAUGGAAAUAAUUUAACUGCACUCUUUCAAGGCACAACAAAACCAGUAAACUGGCCCAAACCUGUGUAUAUGCUGGACUCUGAGCCUGACAACAAUGGCUUCAUCAAUGAAGACUUUAUCGUGUGGAUGCGUACUGCUGCGCUGCCAACAUUUCGCAAGCUGUAUCGUCUCAUUGAAAGGAAGAGUAACUUACAGCCUACCUUACAGGCUGGAAAAUACUCGUUGGAUAUCACGUAUAAUUAUCCUGUACACAGUUUUGAUGGACGAAAAAGAAUGAUCCUAAGCACAAUCUCAUGGAUGGGAGGCAAAAACCCCUUUCUGGGAAUCGCGUACAUCACUGUUGGAUCCAUAUGCUUCUUCUUAGGAGUUGUACUGCUGAUCAUCCAUCACAAAUAUGGAAAUAGAAACACUAGUGCAGACAUUCCCAAUUAAUCUCACAUUCUGAAAGCAACCGUACUGCAUGUGCAUCAAGGCCAGUCCAGAAUGGACCCAGCUGGAAGAUAAAUUUCCGCUAAUGUCACUACUGAGGCUGGGUGUAUAAUUUUAUCGAAAGACCUCUUUUCCCCUUGCUGUGGAUUGACUCUCAAAAUGAGGGGUAUACAAUUAGCUAUAUCGAUUGUAUCUCUGCGUAUGUCAGAAACAAUUUUCUGAUAUUUGCCUCUAGCUGGGCAGGCCAUUUGAUGCAUGUAGCUCCGGUUCCCUUGAUGCAUCUGCUGCUUGACAUGUGCUGUGUAAUGUCAGUAUGAUUCAGUACAUACAGAUUGUGGAGAAGACUGCUGUAAGAUACUGUGUAAAUUGUUAACUUAGCGGAAUUCAAAUGUCAGUGCUGUUGAAAGGAAAAGUCAAGUCUUAAGUGUUUUUUCAAUUUACCGUCUUGUGUGCAUGGACUCUUACAUUUCUGGCUGAGAUUUUAAUAUAUUUAUAUUAGCGGUUAAAUGUUUUUUUCCUGUGUCCUACCCACCUUUGUUAUGUUAGAUUCUUCAAGUGCAGUGCGAAUCGCAACGCCUGGAAUUCCUUUUAAUAAUUGCAACAAAUGUGCCUGGCCAGUAAAAUAGCAUUCUAUAAAAACAUCGGAACACUUAUUUGUUAAUCAUCUGUGUGAGUUCCUCUUAAAUUUUGUUUUAAACUGCAAGAUGUUUGUUGCAGGUAGAACCUGCUGUUUUGUCAUUUUCUUUGCUUUAAGUUAUAUCCAGCAGUAGUUUUCCUGAUGUGCUUGCUGGUUUUGCUUUUUAAAGAGUAUCUCCAAGAAAUGAACCUAAAAUGUCUUUUCCAGUCACAGAUUUCAGUGAAUUCCUUUCUCUGAAAGAGUUUCUUGAAACGUACGUAUUCUGAGCUGAGCAGGCUUGUUGUAAAGGAGAUCUUAUAUUCUCUUUCCAUAUUUAAAGUAGAUGCCACAAUAAAUUCUUGCAGUGUUGACAUACUGAACUAUAGAAAUUCAGACGUUGAGAUGACAGUAACCUCUUUGUUAUUCCAAUGCAGGUUAAGUUUGCAGUGAAGCCUAACUGAAAUAUUGCAGUUAGAAGCAAUGUGUGGUUUAGUGUCUUAAACUACAGAAGGGUUCACUUCUAGGUUAAUUUGAAGCUAGCUAAUCCAUAAAAUACUAUUUUGACUUUUUUUAGAUGAUGCACAGAAAUUGUAAUGUAUAUGGUGAAGAUCACUUUAUAUGCAACUAGCUUGAUAAAGUACUGGGUGUAUUAAAAAGACCUAAUAAAUUCUGCAAACCAUUUAUUAAGAGAUUUUACUUUGUUCUUGAACACGCGUUUAUUUUCAUCUGGAUGAAAAGACACAUUGUCAUUAAGAAUGAAUGCAUUUUAAGCAAGUUGUGUUUCUCGGACGGUUACAAAAAAUCAAUAUAACAUCUAUAGCCAGCUUUAUACAACACUGUAUUAAUUUAUCACAUAAAUGCAAGACUGUUUUUACUCAGUGACUUGUGUAAUCUUUUGCAGCUAGCAGUUGAAGUGUAUAGGUCUGCAUACACUGCAGAAUGUAGCAGUGUUUCUAUGGUGCUGGCUUUCUGUAAAAGCAUACUAUUUGCUUGCAGAGUACAUUGUGGCAGCACAGGGCUUUUAAACACUCAAGUCUUCUAGAUUUUUUUUUUUUGCAGUGUUGUCUGUUGCUGGAACUAUAAUAUAAGGAUAUAUAACUGUAUAUUGCAAGGUUGGACUGUUGCACAAAAUGUGAAGCUGGCAUUCCUCUGCAGAACAGUUGUUAGCACAAAACAAAGUGAGUAAGGGGAUGUUUCCCAUUUACUGCUUAUUAAAGUAUUUUGAUUUUUAAACGGUUUGUCACUUGAAAUGUAAAUGUUUUGCUUCAUUCAUGACCCCUUUUUCUGAGUAGGGAAUGCUGUUUUUUGGCCUAUGUUCAAAAUGGAAAACAACAUUUUUCUAUCUCUACCUUGAAAUGUUUUUCAAUGCUUUUCCCUUUUCCUGUUGACCACAGCUGUCAGUGCUGUUUGGAUCUUCUUAAUGCAGUGCACUAGGAUAAGAAUUGCUGUCUGUUUGGAUCUUGCUACAAAUAAAGCGUUUUUGUGAAAGCCUGUAGCACUAAAUACUUGCCAAACGGUAUGAACAAUAUGCCUGAGGAGCUCAAAACAUGAGGUCAAAUUUGCAGUCUCUUGCUUUAUGCUUCUUCAUUUGCCUUGGGGGCGUGUAGAUAACUAUUGAGAUCCUUGGAUUUUCUAUUUCCUGGAAGUUGCCAAUGUGUCACACGUUCAAAGAUGAAGCCACAGUGUCCCUGUCUGACCCUUUCCAGGACAGUGUUACUGUCCCAGUGCUCAGUGCCAUGUGUUAUAUUUGGACCUGACCACCUGUGACCUGGUUCUUCAGUGGCAUCCAUCCUUCACAACUGCUACAAUUCAGACCUAGAGAGCAAUGCCUCUCCUUUCCAAGUGCCAGCCAGGCACUUUCCAAAUCCUACCCUGUUGAGGCAGUGCCCAAAUUGUGAGAUUAUAGGCUUCCUGGAAGUGGGUGGUGUUAGGAGAGCCUGGUUGUGAAUGAAUCUUUCCUGGAGAAAUUAAUGUGGGAAACUAGGAUGUGUCUCUGUCUAUGCAGGAGCUUUUAAAACAAAAUCCUUCGCGUGUGCCUAUCUUCCUUCUGGUCUUGUUAAAAACUACAUAGCUGUAGCAAAGCAGAGGGCCCCUUGGGUACUUUUAAAUUGCUCUGAGCUAUUUGGGGAGCUGUUGGUUGUGUUUAACUGAGUCAGAGGGAAGAGUUAUCACCUUAAAACUUGAGUGUGAAGAAUCCUUUGUAGCCUUUGCCUCUCAAGGUCGCGUUGGUACUGAAACUGCAUUUUCAGCAGCCUGGUUUUGCUUUAAUUAUGAAUGUUAAACCUUGACUGAUGUAAGCCCUUUCUUUUUAUAGAAAUCUCCUUGGGAGGAAAGGCCAUGACAGUCUAGUGUCAGGUAACAUCUGCGUGAGUCUGCCAAGCAGCACAAGGAAAGCUCAGGUUCCACCAGGUUAACACGCAGUGAACCUAGGUUCACUGCAGGUUUUAAUGGCUGCGCCUUUCUCAAAUGCUCUUCCUGCAUUGGGGCAGCAUCAGUGUUACUCAUCUGUAGAUGCACAGAUGUCUGAAAUUCAGCUGAAGUGUCUGAUUGGAAAAAUAGGACUAAACCUAACACAGAAUACACAGUCAAAUAAUUUAAAAAUAAUGUAAAAUAUACUGAUUGGAAGGCAGCUGCUUAAGAAGGAUAAGUCAUAACCUUGGAGUACUUUGAACGUGCUGAAAACUAUUCUGUCUUUUCUAUCUGCAUCUAUCCUGUCUAUUCCUAUGAUGCGUAGUGUUUGUGAUCUUGCCUGAAAAUCUGAUAUCACCUUGGUCCUACAUAAGACUGGUAUCUUUUGCAUUUGUUUUAUAGAAAUUCUAUAUUUGUUACUUUAGGUUGUUCUCUGCAACUGAACCAUCUUUAAAGAGUUAGUUAGAAAGGAAGAGGGCAACAAUGCAAAAGCCUUCAGCAGUGUCCAACAAUAAUAACAACAAAUACAUAUCAAGAUAGUCCCAUGAGGGACUGUAUUGACCUAGUCACAAUGAGUUACUCCAAAAAAAAAAAAAAAAAAAAAAAUCACAUUUUGAGUACCUAUGCCUGUGUU